This is a messenger RNA of Penicillium canescens, 552 nucleotides long. RefSeq lists its product as uncharacterized. The coding region runs from base 1 to 552 and encodes 183 amino acids. The record is from RefSeq and is a predicted model, not a curated record. NCBI's taxonomy places the organism in Eukaryota, Fungi, Ascomycota, Eurotiomycetes, Eurotiales, Aspergillaceae. The transcript is spliced from 2 exons.
AUGGAUGAUCCGUAUUGGGAUCCGUACUGGGCCACCCAACUCCGCGGCGACCAGAUCAACUACCCCAACAGUCUCCCUGCCAAUAUGACUUCUGGAUUUGUCCGAGCCAUCGAGCUGGAAUGGGACCCCAAGGCCGAAAGCAGCCUGAAUCGAGCAGUCAGAACAUAUCGCAUUCGUUAUGAGAAGCUCAAGGCCAUGACCGAACAUUACGCGUACCAAGUUGCCGACGAACGCAACAAGAGCUAUGUUCUCAUUAUUGGCUCGUUUCACGAAAGCACGACCACCACCCACCGAGGCCAAAAGACAACCAAGCCUGACGGCUGUCACUUCACUGUCAAUUUGGAGCCUGGUGAGGAAUCAGUUCAUGUAUACUACAAUCUCCGCGUUCCGGACAACCGCCAAUACGAGUGGGUUGGCCAAAGCGUCGUUCCUGCACUGAAGCAGGGCGAAACGCACCGGCGCAUUGACCCCUUGCAAUGCAAAGGUCGCUGGGUGUUUGACGGACAGCACAUGGUGGACCCUUAUGCUCUUGCCUCGGGAAGUCGCCAUUGA